GAUUGGUCGCUGCCGGCUGUCCCCGGAAGUAUCGUUCUCUUCCUCUUCCUCAUAUCCACAGUUGUUUAUAACACUUGCGAUGUUAAAAUUGCAGGUUUUGUACAAUUAAACACUUAAGGCAGACCGUAUUAGGUCCGUUUUCAUUAUUGUGUUAUACUCCUAAUUAUCUGUUGGAUUUUACACCGUGGACGAAAACUCGAAAUGUGCAACGGUUGUGUGCAGAAGGAAUACCCUGACAGGGGGAACACCUGUCUGGAGAAUGGCUCCUUCCUGAUGAAUUAUCUCGGCUGUGUGAACUGCCACCAGAGGGACUUCGUGUUGAUCAGUAACAAGACCAUGGAAGACGAGGAUGGGGAGGAGAUUGUAACAUAUGACCAUGUUUGCAAAAACUGUGAGCACGUUGUCGCCAGACAUGAAUAUACGUUCUCCGUGGUGGACGAAUAUCAAGAAUACACAAUGUUGUGCAUGCUAUGUGGAAAGGCAGAGGACUCCAUCAGCGUGCUUCCAGACGACCCCCGGCAGUCCGCCCCUCUCUUCUAGCCCUCCGAGACAAGCCAGCUGGUCAGCCUGCAUAUUGGACAGUGAUAACUAAGAAUCAUCAUCCAAUGUGGUUUACCGGUCUCUGCCACACCCAUCACGUUCUUCUGUCCUUACUGUCAAAAAAUAAUUAAAUGUUUUCAGUGUGCCGUAAGUUUGGCUGACUCCAUGGCUUAUUAUAGCCAUAUUGUUCUAUUUUUUAAUGAUAACCUUUCAUUUGAAACAAACUGAAGAUAGUAUGGUGAUCUUGAUAAAAAAUGUAAAAAAAAUGUAAGACAUUCUAUAAAUCUCAAUUUUAGCCAUAGACUUUGCAUUUUUUGCUCAAAGGAAUGCACAUUUUUGCUGAAAGGUUAACUAUGACGGCGAUUGACAUAUUUACCGUUCCACUGUUUGUACUUUGUGGCCUCUACAAAAUAUUGUUUAUACCCUUCUAGCUUAUGCUGAUUGAAAAGUGUUUCAUGUGCAUUUCUUAAUACUGAUGACCGAAUAUAGCAGCCCCACAUCUGUGAGCCUAUUUAACAAUGGAUCUAUGAAUGGUGGCUUAUUCUUCUUACCUCUUCAGGUAAACAUACAACUGUGAUUUAUUUGCAUAUUGGACCUCUUGUGAUGCAACAAACAGUGCUCAGAGCAGAUAUAACCAGUUGUUUACCAGCUUAAUAAACAUAAUUUCUAACAUGCUUAGAUACCCGGUUUGAUUCUUAGGGUAUUUUCAAAGUCACAAUAUCUAGACUAGAUUUCCAAUUAAAUAUUUUUUAAUCAAAACAGAUUUUCCUACUGGUAUUUUAAAGGCAAUGUUUUAUUCAGUCAUUGUUUAAUACUUCUAAAGUAAAUAGGCAUAUGGUAAACAAACCACUUCCAUCGUAGUUUCUUCAAUGGUCAACCGUCCAAUGCAAGACAAACAAUAUUGGAUGAUUGCUGGCUACAUGUUGAUGUAUUUGGAGCAAAGUUGGUAAAAUAUAAAAUUAAAUAAAAAACAAAACUCUUACUGUACAAAUAAAAUACAUUAUCAAAUAUAUUUGUAAUGAUACCCAUGCAUGUGACUAUACCCGAGUAUGAGUGCAUUUACAUUCCAACAUCUUGACACUUUUGCAUGAGCAAAACCUUAACAAACAAAAGGAGAAAUCAUAUAAGGUCACUGAAUACCAAAGAGAUUCAUUUUCACAUAUCGUCUAGCAAUACGGUGAGGAAAAGGAAUGAUGAUUACUCGAGACUACGUGCCCUGCUCCUAUAUACUAAUGGUAGUGCUGGUAUGUUUAUAUUUGUAGUGUUAUUUUAAGCAUUUCUUGUAGUGUAUACUAUUAUUUUCUCCUAAGA
Molecule: messenger RNA, 1851 nt
Organism: Gadus chalcogrammus (walleye pollock)
Lineage: Eukaryota; Metazoa; Chordata; Actinopteri; Gadiformes; Gadidae
Gene: churc1
Product: churchill domain containing 1
Exons: 4
Coding region: 202-540 (112 amino acids)
Biological process (GO): positive regulation of DNA-templated transcription; multicellular organism development; fibroblast growth factor receptor signaling pathway
Molecular function (GO): zinc ion binding
Source: RefSeq, a predicted model, not a curated record